Molecule: messenger RNA, 830 nt
Organism: Thecamonas trahens ATCC 50062
Lineage: Eukaryota; Apusomonadida; Apusomonadidae
Exons: 1
Coding region: 1-732 (243 amino acids)
Source: RefSeq, a predicted model, not a curated record
AUGCGGGCGACGAGGGUGGGCGUGGCGGCGGUGGUGCUGGGCGCGCUGGUGGUGUAUGCCAUGCUUGCAGCCCACAGCAGCAGGUCCGGUGGCGGGCCUGGCGGCGGGGCAUGGCGGGCGCGGGUGCGGACAGCCGACUCGGAUGGGGAUCGAUCCGAGGCGCGGGUGCCGGCGGAUGUGUCUAGGGUGCACUACGGCGCGGUGUCGCUGGUGUGGAAUCUUGCCAAGGUCUCGGAUGGGGCUGUAGUCACUGCUGAUGUUGCUGGAAAUCUCGGCGCGCCACAGGUCGUCGCCUCGCCGCAGACCGCCGACUGGUUGGCGGAUCGAUGGCAGGCGGCGCGGGACAUGUCGGGCACGCCCAUCGCGGGGCCACACUGGCUGGAAAUGGCGUUGGCCGAGGCGGCUCUCCCGACCAAGAUUGUGCUCGACUGGGAGACUGCCCGCGCCGACGACUACGUGGUCAAGGCACGCAACGCCGAGUCGGGUGAGUGGGGCGUGGUGCUGGAGAGCUCGCCAGGGAGAAAGACGAGCCGUGGAUGGGCAAGAGCCCGCGAUGCCGAGCAGGGAGCGGGCGAGAAGCACAUCAUGCAUGUGUGGGAGGACCAGCAGCCAAAGGCGUCCAAACAGAGCAACCUGUGCGACGCGCUGCGGCUGGAGAUCGCGGCGCCUGCCACUCAGUGGGGUGUCUCGCUGUGGCAGUUUGCGGUGUGGGGCCUUCGCCUCGAAGUUUAGAGCGCUACUCUACAUCCAGGCCCGCUCGGUCGUGUCGGCGUCGGAUGCGUCGUUGAGGAGGAGGUCAAACGCAUCCGAGGUAAAGUACUGUCCACGGG